Ascochyta rabiei is the source of this 1242-nucleotide messenger RNA. RefSeq lists its product as uncharacterized. Gene Ontology annotation, cellular component: membrane. The record is from RefSeq and is a predicted model, not a curated record. Lineage: Eukaryota; Fungi; Ascomycota; Dothideomycetes; Pleosporales; Didymellaceae. Gene Ontology annotation, biological process: zinc ion transmembrane transport; intracellular zinc ion homeostasis. Gene Ontology annotation, molecular function: zinc ion transmembrane transporter activity. The transcript has 3 exons. The coding region runs from base 1 to 1242 and encodes 413 amino acids.
AUGGUGUCGCGUCGCAGUCAGACCCUACUAUCGCUUUCGAUUUUCUUGGGGGUGCUGGCAUGGAAUGUUGCUGCAGCUGCCGUCAAGGGCGAGACCUCCGCAGUGCCCGUGGGGCAGUUGAGUGCUCAUGAAAUCGAGGAGCAACUGCAGGACUGCUCGCUCGUCAAAGCUCUUAACGAGCACAAGGUCGCUACACACCCUACCACGUCAUCGCUCAGCUCUCAGAUCUUCGCUGUGCUCUUUCCUGGCAGUCCUGCUGUCAACGCUCUUCUCGCUACACUCUACAUCUCUGGGCCACCCAAUUUCCUCCUCGCACUAUGCCCGCCCAACAUCGACCCUGCCUCGCUGUCUGUUAUGGUGGCUUUCGCUGUUGGAGGACUGCUGGGAGACACUCUAUUUCAUCUUCUGCCUGAGAUCUUUCUGGGAGAGGAUGAGCCGAACCAUGUCAAGUUCGUCAUGGUCGAGCCGAACAAGAACCUGCUGCUAGGUGUCGCUAUUAUGCUGGGUUUUGUCACCUUUGUGGCUAUGGACAAGGCUCUGAGGAUUGCGACUGGCGGUGCAGGUGGGCACGACCACUCCCACGGACAUUCACACGAAAAAGCCGAGGCUUCGGCCAAGUCGACUGGGAUCGAGACCAAUGGCUCCGAGGGCACUGUGCGCGCCCGCAAGCAUGCUGCGAACGAUGCUGCUGUAGCGACCGAGAAGGAGAAGGAAAAGGAAAUCAAUGCCAGCGUAAAGCUGGGCGGUUACCUCAAUCUCAUCGCCGACUUUACUCACAACAUCACCGAUGGUCUUGCGCUCAGCUCGUCCUUUUACGCUUCGCCCACCAUUGGCGCCACCACUACUGUCGCCGUCUUCUUUCACGAGAUCCCUCAUGAGGUUGGUGACUUCGCUCUACUCAUUCAGUCAGGCUUCAGUAAGCGGGCGGCAAUGGGCGCACAGUUCGUAACUGCUGCAGGCGCCUUCCUUGGAACCUGUAUCGGUAUCGCGGUACAAGAACUUGGUGGCAGCUCAGCUACGGCCGAAGUUCCAGGGGGUGGUUUAUGGGGAACCAGUCUGCAGUGGGGAGAUAUGCUCCUUCCGUUCACUGCAGGCACGUUUCUGUACGUCGGCACAGUAGCGGUCAUUCCUGAGUUGCUCGAGACUGGACCAAACAAGAGUGAGGAGCUUAAGAAGACCCUCACUCAAUUCGCCGCUAUGUUUACUGGUGCUGGAAUCAUGCUUGCAAUCUCGUGGUCUUGA